CUACCAUCGUCAGCCACCUUCAUCAGCCAACCUCAUCUACUCUUACCCCUCUCCUAGGCAGGACCAUCUGCUUGCGGCGACUUCCUCGCCAUGGCAGACGACGUAGCUCGCAGGGCGCUCAUGGAGACGGGCAGCGAGGAUGCAGUCACCGUGAAUCAGAGGGCACUCAUAGACAAGAUUUUGGCGAGAUACGCAGCUGAAUUCACCGUAUUUCGCGAGCUGCUCCAGAAUGCAGACGAUGCCGGAGCCACCCACUGUCAGCUCCACUUCGACACAAGUAACACCACACCUGCUACCGCCACCGGAAGCACAGUAUCUCAAGUAGCCACUUCAUCCGCCGCCCAACUACCCAGGUUCAAGGCGCCCUUGGCAAAGUGGACUUUCAAGAACGAUGGCGCCUCUUUCAGCUCUUCGGAUUGGUCUAGAUUACGGCGCAUAGCAGAGGGGAACCCGGACCCAGAUCGCAUCGGGGCUUUCGGUGUGGGCUUCUACUCCCUCUUUAGCAUCUGCGAGGAACCCGUGGUCAGCAGUGGUGAGGAACUGAUGGGCUUCUUCUGGAAAGGCGAUUCGCUCUUUACUCGCCGAGCCAAGAACCCUUCUGCUGCAACGGACUUCUCACCUUCCGGCAAAGCCUGGACGACCUUCUUCAUGUCCCUACGGUCACCUUCCCCACUCCCCGAAUCGCCUCUACAGCUGGCUCAAUUUCUGGCUACAUCUCUCACUUUCACCGCCAACGUUCGUCACAUUGACCUCUUCUUUGACUCUCACUUGCUCUGCAAGUUGAGCAAGACGCUUGAGGACACUAGACCUCUUGCAGUUCCCAGUCAUCUCAACGCUUACUCGCCGGAGAAGGUGAUGAGGGUCGAGCGGGUCGAAAGCAGGGGCAUGAAGAUCGAUGUCGAUGCAAUGGCCAUUCUAUGGGAAUCAGAACGAGAGAGGAUCAGGCUUGAGAGGGAGAAAGAGAAGAAGCCCAGCUUGACGGCAGCUCUCACCAAGUCGGGUGGCCUUACAAGUAUGUUGCAGAAUGCCUUUGGCGGUGGUAGGACCAAGGAUAAGUCUAAUGUCAUGCUCGCUCCUAGAGCUGACGCUCAAAAGGAAAGCGAGGAGGCUCAGACCGCACGACUGCUGAAGAGGCUUUCUGCCAAGGCUCUUCUGAGAGUGGCUACCAGCCACAUUGACGUCAAGGCCGACUCUGCCUUCAAGCGCGAGAUCGAGCGCUCGACCAAGAAACCGCCGCCGAGCAAGACCACCUUCAAUCUUAUCUGGGUCGGCAAAGACGAAUAUGAUGCGAGUAACGCUGCCAGCGAAACUACGGCAGCGACAACUGACGAAGUGGCCAAGGUUGCGAUUGCGGCAGAUUCCGAGGUCGGACCCAAGAUCAUCUUCGAUGGCCUCAUGCCCAACUUGAAUAAGCUCGGGAAUGUCUUCAUCGGCUUCCGAACGCAUCAAACUACUGGAUUCGCCGGGCAUGUCGCCGCCCGCUUCAUCCCCACUGUCGAGCGUGAAUCUAUCGACUUCAUCGAUCGACACUGUGCGCGCUGGAACACUGAGCUGCUAGCAAUAGGAGGCUACACUUGUCGGGCCGUCUUUGAAGCAGAGCUGGAGCUGCUGAGGAAGACGUGGACUGAUAAAGCUGAUGAAACUGGAAAGGAGAUCAGAGACCGUCUGCUUGAAAAGGCUCUGCAUACUAUGCGAUUCUUCACCAUGAAGGACUCUUCCCCUUCACCAAGAGUAUCUGCUACGUUCCUCAACUGCUUCUUCGCGUCUUCGCGCCAGAACGUCCUCACUCUCGCUUCGACUCAGGGAGUCAAGGUCUCUUCUUCUGUGCGGUUGCCGAAUGCAGUACUGCUGGAGUUCGUCAAACGUCUGCCUGUCAUUCCUCCCACUCAUAUCGAGGAAGCGUCUGAGUUCUUCAAUCAGGUGCGGUCAAGAAACCUCGUGAAGGACAUUACUAUGGAGGACGUCUUCUCUGAGCUCGGCUCGCGAGCCCUCGACGUGGAGGAGAUGGUCGCUUGUCUACGGUGGUGGAUCAAUGUCAGUCGGCAUCCUGGAUACGACACUCGGCUCAGGACUCGGCUGCUUGACUCGGCAGUCGUGAGCGUGUCGGGUGGCAAGGACGGCCAGGACACGGUCCAACCUCUGGGCUCUGUCCGACAAGUUCUGAACCCGCAACGAGUACCCGCCGACGUCUCGCUCCCUCCUAGCUGCUUGGCGUACGAAGUGUCGAAAGCUUUCACUGUCAACGAGCUCUCCACAACAUACGAUUGGGUGGAAUUGAGCAUCCCCACAUGGCUGGCUCACCUGUCUCAGAUGAGCUCGGAGGCAGCAUGCCCUGCUGAAACGAACCUCCAGCUGAGCCCGCACUUUGCCGAGAAAGUUUUUGGCGUAGUGAGCCGUUCUUGGGGCAACCUGUCCGGGAAGCAACAGGCAGAGACAAUUGAGAUCUUCUCCUCAAUGACGUGUCUUCCGACCAAGCAAGGGAUGCGACGACCAGACCAAUCCUACUUCGCCAAUGUCUCCCUCUUUGAUGAUCUGGCGAUCGUCGAAUUUCCGAAUGCCCAGAUCAAAGGCAACUUGGAGAAGGUACUGGUUGCGCUUUGCGUCAGAAAACAUGUUGAGCUGCAGCUUAUCUUCACCCGCUUGCUAGGAGGCGGCGAUUGGUCGCACGUCGAGCUUUUGACUUAUCUGGCAUCCAUCCGAGACUCUCUGAGUGCACUUGAGGUGGAUAGACUUAAGAAGACGCCCAUCUGGCCAAAAGAAGGCGAGGUCGGACCGCCUGGGAAGGAGGGUAAGCCAAAAGUCAUCCGCUACAAAGCAUCUCAGCUCUACGAGCCUACAGAGACUCUGCGAGGGCUAGGACUACCACUUAUGGAGUGGAGCAGCAAAGGAACUGCUAAGCCCUGGAGGAGCGGCAGUGAUGAGGCCAAGUUCGCUGCUGAGCUCGGUCUGCUUAAGAAUCCACCCGUCGAAAGUAUACUCGCCUUGGCGGCCUCCCAUGACGAUUCCGUUCGGUCAAAAGCAUUGGCAUACUUCCUCGACAAGGCCGCAUAUAGGGACACAUACAAAGUAGGGUCUGGCCAGAAUUUUGCCUUUGUUCCCUGCCGCCUGGCGCCGACGGACGAAGGGAAGCCUGGCGAGCUCAGCCGCUUAAAGCCUACCGAAGUCUAUACGAACGAGGCGGCUCAAGUGAUGGGCUUUCCCGUUGUCUUUGGCAUAUCUCCCACCGAUGUGCCUAAGCUUCAGCUCAGAGCAGACCCAGCUCCAGUGACUCUGAUCUCACACCUGAUCAACAAUCCUCCUAAGACUCUGGAAAGGGCAAAGCAAGUCUUUGAGUAUCUGGCCACUGUACAGACAUCCUUCUCCAGUCACGACCUCUCGGUCCUGAGGUCAGCUUCGAUCAUACCUAUUCUUAGCACGCCCAAAGCAGGCGACCAGAGCUCUUCACAAAUCAAGCUAGUAGCACCGAGCUCUUGCUACUUUGGCAGCAAUGACACUGUCGAGGCAUUCCGUUCCGUGUUCCUCUACGUUCCCGAUCUUGGUCCUCGGGCGAACUCCUUCCUCCGUCUAAUAGGCGUCUCGACCGAACCAUCCAUAGAAGAGAUCACGACUAGACUUAUCGCUGACCCUACGCGUUUCUACAAUCUGUGCGGCUCCAUUGAGGCAUACCUUGGCCUGCUGAGGCAGAUUGCCUCCAACUGGAGCAGGAUCAAGAGGCCUUUGCGCACUGCAAUGAAGGACAGUGCUUUUCUCUUGGGGUCCAAGAGGGUCAAAAAUGGAGGCCCUACGUCUGGCAAUGCUCCUGAGGCGGGCAGGAAGGCAACGGAGAAGAGUCUCCUAGACGACGAGGACGGAGAUGAAGAUGAAGGCGAAGAUGCCGGUAUGCUGGUACAUUCCCUCAAGCGACCUUCCGAGGUAGUCAUCUUCGACGAUGCCAAUGCCGGCAUGAUCUUUGGCUCCUCGCUCUUCUCGGCGCCCCAUGAAGACCUUCUUGAGCAGGGACUCUACGCCGAGCUGGGCUCGCCAAAACUCAGCACCCUCAUCGAAGAGAAGUACAUGAUUGCUGGCCGAGUACUGCCCGACAGCAAGCGCAGCAGAGAGGUGAAAGCUCUUGUCCUGGAGCGGACACCUCUCUUCCUCUUCGAAUGCCGCCAAUCUGGUAACAAGGGAGAGAUUCGCAACGAUGCAGAGUGGCUCAAGUCUGCACUGGAAGUGGUCGAAGUCGAUGGAGAUGGACUGAGACUUCAUCGCAUUCUUCGUUUCAAUGGGCUGGUGGAACAGGAUAUUCAGAAAGCUUCCGCCAUGGCUCAGCAAGAGCGCAGCGUCACUCGGACAAAGGUCAAGUUGUCUAUCGCGGGCAACAUGAACAUUGACUGGUUUGAGGUGGCUGCUGCCCUCAAUAAAUUCCUUCUGUCGAGGCAGAGGCUCCAGGAGGUAUUGCUCUUCAUGACGCUCCUGUCUACCUCUCUGAGGGAUCUCAAGAGACGAGGCUUUCACGUUGACAAGAUUCUACAGCAAAGAAGGGCCGAGCGAGAGGCUUACGAGCGUAGUCAGAUGGAGCAGCAGCGCCAAGCCCAGCUGGAAGCCUUGUCAGAACCUCCCAGUGAUGCGCAAUUCAAGGAGUGGACGCAGCAAGCCUCGGCCAUGUUCCCUGAUGCUGAUCCAGAGGGUAUCGAGUCUGCGCUGAGGCGACAGAAGGAGGACCAUCUCGAGAAGACGAUUGCUUUACUCAGCGAAGGCAAGUACGAGAAGCGACGUCGGGGUACCAGAAGUGGUGGACAAGGAUCCGUCUUUAACGCGAUGGGCGGCGAUGAUGAUGGAGGUGCCAGCACUCCACCAGGAGGUCCACCAUCGAUGGACCGGACGGGCAGCAGUAACAGUGGUGGCGGCUUCUUCUCUAGCUUCAAAGAUCGCUGGAGGAGACCAGAGUCUUCUCUAGCGUCGGGAACCUCGUCCAUUGUCCGUCCACCAGCUAUCACUGCUGCAGGUCGAUCCGCCAACGAUCAUGAGGGGCAAGGCUCUCUUGCUUCUCCUUCACCUGCUACGGGCGGAGGUGCUGGUGGAGGUAGCAAGCCACCCGAGCAGCCCUCUUCUCUCGACUCGAUCCGCCGCAAUGUCCUCUCGGCUAUCGCGCAGUCCCGGCCGGACGCCUCGACUUCCGUGCGCUCCGAAGCAAAGACGACGAAUGUCAAGGAGGCCAACAGCACCUACUGUGACAAUUCCGGCGUGGAGACUGACCUGACCCUCGCGGGUGAAGUGGCAGGGAUGCGCGUCUACCUCGGCAAAGACCUCGAUGUAGGCGAGACGAUGGCGCGCAAUCAAGGUGCGCUGGAGCGUCUAAUCAGCACGAUCUACCGUCCAGUAGGAGCGAUUUUCGGUCUAGACCCACGAAGUAUGCACGUCUUUGUCGAUACAAAAGGACCCACCAUCGCCUUUAACCGAGGAGGAACCAUCUGGCUCAAUCUCCGCUUCUACCUCGCUUGGCACGACGAGGAUGUCGCAAAGGGAGAAGUGACCGAUGCGCUCAUCUCUACCUAUUUUUCCGUGGCGCAUGAAAUUGCUCACAAUCUAGAACAACAGCACAAUGCUCAGCAUGAGUUUUACACAAGUGCACUAUGCGAGCAAUUCUUCAUGAGCUUGGCCAAUUACAUCGUCUCGGUUCAGAACAGGAAUAGGGCGGUGGGGAAUUGAGAUUGGGGAGUGGAGGCGAGGUCGGUGUGGUGGAUGGUCUCAUGUAGAUAGAUGCAAUUGUGUGGUCCCUGACGCUGUGGCUAUAAUGUAUGCGUAAUCUUUCCACGAGAGAUGCAGCGCGAUAGAGAUUAAUCGUACAUAUUGCGAUGACAACACAACCCGUUCCACACG
Microstroma glucosiphilum is the source of this 5859-nucleotide messenger RNA. RefSeq lists its product as hypothetical. NCBI's taxonomy places the organism in Eukaryota, Fungi, Basidiomycota, Exobasidiomycetes, Microstromatales, Microstromataceae. The transcript has 5 exons. The record is from RefSeq and is a predicted model, not a curated record. The coding region runs from base 91 to 5688 and encodes 1865 amino acids.